Patella vulgata (common limpet) is the source of this 2820-nucleotide messenger RNA. RefSeq lists its product as uncharacterized. The transcript is spliced from 9 exons. Gene Ontology annotation, molecular function: tumor necrosis factor receptor binding. Gene Ontology annotation, cellular component: membrane. Gene Ontology annotation, biological process: immune response. The coding region runs from base 217 to 1197 and encodes 326 amino acids. Lineage: Eukaryota; Metazoa; Mollusca; Gastropoda; Patellidae. The record is from RefSeq and is a predicted model, not a curated record.
CGAUCUGAUUAAAGAAAAGGGCGUUUUAGUAGCUUUCCAUAUUUGGAAUAAGCCUACACCCCUUCUUAUUGUGUCAUGCAUUAUUGACGCAAAAUAAAGCUAAUAUUAUACCUACCCUAUGACAGAGAGUGACACAUCUUCAAGAACAGAUGUACGAAUAGAAAUUAUCAAUCUAGCUAUAAGUGGGUAAUCACCUCUUCCUUACUAUCAUCCAUCAUGGGAUUCCAGAACUCGCCCCAAACGAAUUAUACCUGCAAAUGCCAAAUUGAGCAAGCUGAGGUGAAUACUUUGGGUGGAGAUCGUAGCCCGUGGGUGCGAAUAUGGACGGCGGUAGGUGUUGCUAUCAUGGUCUUAUUCAUAGCGUGCAAUAUUACUUUGAUUUUAUGGAUGAAAACUGCACAGGAGGCAUACAUCGCUAAUAAUAUAUAUCUCGAAAAUAUUGUGAAUCAACUAAAUGCAGAUAUAAAAAAAGUUGCGGCAGAGCAGGAUUGUGAUGAUGACCUUGGUGAUCAAGAAGAAGAUGCUGGUUACAUUUUACGAACUGCUAGAGGAACACAACCUAAAAAUAAAAACGGCAGAAACAAGCGACACCGACGGAAAUCAAAACGAAGCAGAUGUAAAUGUCAAAAAGAAAUAAAAGCAGUAGAAAAUAUGUUAACAAAAACAAAAAGAUCAACUACGAAUAGACGUCCUGCAACGCAUUUACGAGGUUUAAAUACGACUACUGGCGCGCAGCAACCAGCCACUGCAAGCGAUGGAAAGUUCCUAUGGAAUUCCCCAGAACGCACCUAUGCUUCUCAAUUCAUUUAUAACAAAAAUGCCGAUGACAAAGUUCAUUCUAUACUGAUAACGACGCCUGGUUUGUAUGAGAUAUAUUCUCAAGUUGCACUAUAUGGUACUAAAGCCGACGUUGUUGAUAGAGAGUGUGGACAAGAGAUAAUCAAAUCAUCGGGUGGACAAACUACAACCCUGGCUAAGAGUUUUAUUACACAAGUAUUCGAGAGAACAGGACAUACAAAUCAGAAUCCUAAUAGCGUCUCUAAUCCCCUAGAUACAAGUUUUCAAAAGGGUAUAUUCGCUCUCGAGGCUUAUGAUGAAGUGUAUGUAAAGAAAAACUGUAAUCACAUGGAUUUUAUUUCACAUCCUGCAUAUACCUACUUUGGAGUUCUCUUGUUAGUUGAUUAUAGUAACAAAUAGCGAAACCUUAGUGAUUGUUCCUGUGUGAUAUUCCUCACACCCAUGACUUUAAACAACCUUAUACCAUUUGUUUUUAACGUUGCCCUGCCACACACUGUGUCCUGAAGAUGAAUAUUUGUACGUUGAUUUAAAAUGCAAAUUCCCAUUAAAUCAAAUGUUAGUGAAAUGCGCAUGCUCGAGGCGAGCUAGAUGAUGGGUGGGUGGUUUUGAUAAGCCAACUUUUUUUUUAACCCCAAGCAUUUUUUAAAUUGGUGAAUUCGCCCCACUUUUGCCUUCAAACGGCACAGUAGAGAUAUCGAUUUUAAACCAACUUAACUUUAGUAUCUGAACGGCAUAGACGGUUUUAAUUAAAGAGUUGUGACUGUGAUAGCAUUCAAUGUUUUUAAAACCCCUACAAAUGGCAAUUUUUAUCUUGGUUUAUUUAAGGUAUUAAUGGAUUCUCGAGUUGCUAUGUAAUCCUCCUAAUUCAGACCCUUAUCCAUGAUCUUAUGAUCUUUAGUCUGCCAUACCAUUUUCAAAUGUUCACAGCAUUGGUUUAGAUUUCUCAAUGAUUUGUCAGAAACAUCCGAACUACAAUACUCAUAAUUUAUUCUAAACAAAGUUAGGGUAACUAGGGUUAAAUAGGUGCUACCUGGGUGAAAUUAUCUGGUGAUUUAUGGUCUAAAUGGUUAGAGUUAACAACAUCUGUGGAUGGUUUGUGUAUUUUAACCAACUAAUUUUAGUCAAUUUUCUCUUAUUCGUGAAUGACGGUUCCUUUGAAAUAUAAUUUUCCUCUGGUUUCAAAUAUUAGGUUUUCACUACGCAACUUUAUGUUUAUAUUUUGUUUAUUUGAACCUAUUUAGUUGUGUUCUUUAUAACAUUUAAUUUAACACAGUACCUUGUAUAGGGCAAUAUAGAAUUUGACAGACAAUGCAUUUGUAAAUAUACUGUAAAUAUGUAUUUUUGUGUACACUCAAAUGUUAUCAAUUGUAUAUAAAUCCUAGGCAUCUAAGUCUUUUAGAAUAGAAUAUGCAUUGCGGUCUAAGAGAGAGAGAGGGGGGGGGGAGACUAGGUCAUUUUUGGGACUAACAUGGUUCAAUUUUAUUUCAACAAUUCGCUUGUGCGUAGGGGGUAUUUAGCAGAGGGAGGCUACCCCACUCCUUGUCAUGUACAACUAGGGAAUCGAAACCACGCCGGCUGACUCAAUGACGGACCUUAUGAUACCACGCGCACGCGUUAACCAUUUGGCCACCCAUCCCCCGGUCUAAAAGGGACAAAUAUAGAUUCAUAGAACAUAUAGGAAAUACAUGUUCGUUUUAAGAUUAUUCAAAUCGAUAAAUUCUAAAUUACUUCAUAGACAUAUGAAGAUAGCAUUACUUUCUAUGGUCAGUCAAGCCGAUCCUGUACACAGUGAGUAUCAUAUAUUAGAUGCACGAUGUGCUUAAGAUUGAAAAAAAAUUUAAAAAAGCAUGUUUAAUGUUUGAAACGAAUCUAGCAUAUAGCCAACUAAUAUUCAUUUUAUGAGUGGCUGAAGUGACAAUUUUGUUAAAUUGCUAUUAUAUUAAUUAAUGUGUAAAUAUGUUAAAUUGCUAUCAUAUUAAUUGAUGUGUAAAUAUGUUAAAAAUAAAAUGUAAAAAAGGAUAA